This is a messenger RNA of Procambarus clarkii (red swamp crayfish), 1584 nucleotides long. The record is from RefSeq and is a predicted model, not a curated record. NCBI's taxonomy places the organism in Eukaryota, Metazoa, Arthropoda, Malacostraca, Decapoda, Cambaridae.
AUGUCAGCAGGUGUCAGCGGGUAUGUCAGCAGGUGUCAGCGGGUAUGUCAGCAGGUGUCAGCGGGUAUGUCAGCAGGUGUCAGCGAGUAUGUCAGCAGGUGUCAGCGGGUAUGUCAGCAGGUGUCAGCGGGUAUGUCAGCAGGUGUCAGCGGGUAUGUCAGCAGGUGUCAGCGGGUAUGUCAGCAGGUGUCAGCGGGUAUGUCAGCAGGUGUCAGCGGGUAUGUCAGCAGGUAUCAGCGGGUAUGUCAGCGGGUAUGUCAGCAGGUGUCAGCGGGUAUGUCAGCAGGUGUCAGCGGGUAUGUCAGCAGGUGUCAGCGGGUAUGUCAGCAGGUGUCAGCGGGUAUGUCAGCAGGUGUCAGCGGGUAUGUCAGCAGGUGUCAGCGGGUAUGUCAGCAGGUGUCAGCGGGUAUGUCAGCAGGUAUGUCAGGUGUCAGGGUAUGUCAGCAGGUGUCAGCGGGUAUGUCAGCAGGUGUCAGCGGGUAUGUCAGCAGGUGUCAGCGGGUAUGUCAGCAGGUGUCAGCGGGUAUGUCAGCAGGUGUCAGCGGGUAUGUCAGCAGGUGUCAGCGGGUAUGUCAGCAGGUGUCAGCGGGUAUGUCAGCAGGUGUCAGCGGUAUAACCGGAGCCGCAGACGCCCCCGGAGCCGCAGACGCCCCCCGGAGCCGCAGACGCCCCCCGGAGCCGCAGACGCCCCCGGAGCCGCAGACGCCCCCGGAGCCGCAGACGCCCCCCGGAGCCGCAGACGCCCCCGGAGCCGCAGACGCCCCCCGGAGCCGCAGACGCCCCCGGAGCCGCAGACGCCCCCCGGAGCCGCAGACGCCCCCCGGAGCCGCAGACGCCCCCGGAGCCACAGACGCCCCCCGGAGCCACAGACUCUCUUGGAGCCACAGACGCCCCCCGGAGCCGCAGACGCCCCCCGGAGCCGCAGACGCCCCCCGGAGCCGCAGACGCCCCCCGGAGCCGCAGACGCCCCCCGGAGCCGCAGACGCCCCCCGGAGCCGCAGACGCCCCCCGGAGCCGCAGACGCCCCCGGAGCCGCAGACGCCCCCGGAGCCACAGACGCCCCCCGGAGCCACAGACUCUCUUGGAGCCACAGACGCCCCCGGAGCCACAGACGCCCCCCGGAGCCGCAGACGCCCCCGGAGCCGCAGACGCCCCCCGGAGCCGCAGACGCCCCCCGGAGCCGCAGACGCCCCCCGGAGCCGCAGACGCCCCCCGGAGCCGCAGACGCCCCCCGGAGCCGCAGACGCCCCCGGAGCCACAGACGCCCCCGGAGCCACAGACUCCCCUGGAGCCACAGACGCCCCCGGAGCCACAGACGCCCCCGGAGCCACAGACGCCCCCGGAGCCACAGACGCCCCUGGAGCCACAGACGCCCCUGGAGCCACAGACACCCCUGGAGCCACAGACGCCCCCUGGAACCAUAGCACGCCUAGACACACCCAUCUGGGCACCACAGCGGUCCGGGCCUCUUUAACAUGGGCUGGCGUCGCCCGUAAGGGAGCGGGCGUGACCUUCACAAAGUACCUUACCAAAUCACACCCUAGAGAAGGGCACGGAGUCAAAGACCGUUCACAAAAAGCUUAA